Lolium perenne is the source of this 1644-nucleotide messenger RNA. RefSeq lists its product as uncharacterized. NCBI's taxonomy places the organism in Eukaryota, Viridiplantae, Streptophyta, Magnoliopsida, Poales, Poaceae. The record is from RefSeq and is a predicted model, not a curated record.
GCCGUGCUAGUUCCUAAAGUUUAAACAAUUGCAUCCCGCCAUUCUAUUCUUAACAUUUUAGUUGCAAGCUUGCUGAUAGAAACCAGGCGGUUUUAUGGAGAGGAUUAUAGCAGCUAGCUAAGUCGUCGCCCCCACUUCUUUUCUUCCCCCGUAUUAGACGACCAUGACUUGGGAUUUUAAUUCCCUCCCUCUUAGCUUUUUGCAAACUGACAACUGGUGGCUAGCUAGCGAGCGAGCUAGCUCUACGUGCCAGGGCUGUUUCCGUGAGCUGCAAUCGUGGUGCGCGCCUAGAGCGAGAUCGAGGCCGCGUCUUCCUCUUCGGAAUAUCGCUACGGUUAACUGCAUCGCAUAAAACCUUCUCUUGAUCAGACUGGCCCGCCGCCUCCAAGAAUCGAGCUCAGAGUCCCAGACUGCUUCUCGUUCCCGGCCUUGGGCGGUGGGGCCGCAUGCUGCCGCGGCGCCGGCCGCAGGCCUAGCGCUGCCGAUUGAAUCGAUCGUCAAUAUAUAGGUGCCGAUCGACGAGAGCUGUUCUGCCGCAGUCGCCAUGAUCGCUGGCAGUGGCAGUGGCAGCCACGACGGCCGGAGCACUGAUGGAUGCUCGUCGUGUCUGCCGUUCUGCUUCUGGGGCUCCAGGGUACCGGCGCAGACAGAGCGCCGGAGGCGUCGGCGUUGCAGGCUCAGGCUCAGGCUCAAGCUCAGCGAGUCCUGGUUCUCGUGGCCGUGGCUCCGGAAGAGACGCGGCGGCACGAAUUCGGAGGCGGCCGGCAAGAACAAGGGGAAGAGCAGGAGGAAGCUGCUGCUUCUGCUUCUCCGGUCGCUGCAGGCCAAGAAGGAGCUCGCGUCCGUCUCGUCGGGGAGCAGCUUCUUAGCGAAGGUCAGCAGCUUCGGUGGCGCCAAGAAGCGAAACCGGAGCAAGCCACGGCAAACGGUCGAUGAUGACGCCGCACCUACCACAAGCUGCGCUGAAGAGACGGCGCCUUCGCAGGUGGUAACGACCAGCCAGCGGUUCCCGAGGUCGGCCGACGGCAUUUGGCGAGCCCCAUCGUCUAGGUUCCACUCGCUCCAGCUCAACCGUGGCGGCGUGGGGCCUUGCCCCGGCGGCAUGUGGACGGCGGCGACGACACUGGGCGUGAUCGUGUUCCUAGGCCGCAUCACCGCGAUGUUCUUCUUGUGCUCGUGCAUGUACGGUGCGCGGUGGUGGUUCGAGGUGGCGCGGACCGAAACCAAGGGCGGCACUCCCGGUGGCGGUAGCAGCCGGAGGCUUGGUCACCGGGUGGCGCUGGACUACUUGUGCGCAGACGAGCACAAGAAGAAGAUAGCCAUGUAUGGGUUGUUGGACACAGCCGGCAGCAAGAGACCGUCCUCACGCUUUUGUAUAUACUAGUUCACUAGUUGCAGUAAUCAGCAGCUGGUGUGGUGCUGUAAAUUGCUGGGUUUUGGAGUGGUUUUGGCUUUGGGGAAAUGGCUGACAUGUUUCUUUUGUUUUUCCACUGUCAACGUUAUAAUUGCGUUUUGAUGGGAAAUUUGUGGAGUGUAGAGAAAUUUCAGGAGCCAACGUUAUGUCGUUCUAUUAGAUACACAUGAUACGUUCUAUCAUGUAUACUGCUAAUUAAGGAGCUCACAAGAUGGCACUCAAUUCCUUUA